Heteronotia binoei (common prickly gecko) is the source of this 1845-nucleotide messenger RNA. It is a transcript of the gene TMEM220, whose product is annotated as transmembrane protein 220. The coding region runs from base 43 to 450 and encodes 135 amino acids. The record is from RefSeq and is a predicted model, not a curated record. NCBI's taxonomy places the organism in Eukaryota, Metazoa, Chordata, Lepidosauria, Squamata, Gekkonidae. The transcript is spliced from 6 exons.
GUGGGCGGCGCCUUUCCACGGCCCAGCAGGCAGGAGAGGGCGAUGGCGCUUUCGGCGGCCUCGGGUGCCGCGAGCAGCAAGCUCUGGAGGCUGAGCAACUUCCUCAUGGCCGCCUUCUUCGCGCUAGCGGGGGCUGUGCAGGUCAAUGACCCUGAUCCAGGAUUUUGGAUAGUUGCCUACGCUGUGCCUGCAGCUCUCACACUGGCUGUCAGUCUUCAUCCACCAGUUGCUGGUAACAUUUUAUGGAGGAGUCUGUUAGAUCUUCACUUAGCUGCUUGUGUUGUUGGUUCUGCCAUUUUGGGGUAUUCUUUGUCGGCUAAUGCUCGAAAGAACAUCUUACAUGAAGAAGAAGGCAGAGAGCUAUUCGGUCUGUUGAUCGUUACAGUCUGGAUGAGCCUGUGUCGUUCAGCAAGCAACAGAUUAACACAACUAACUCCUCUGGAUCGAUGACUGUUGUAAGAGAGGCAUCUAAGAUCACAACCAAGCUCUUGAUAGCUGGCUUUGUUGUCAAAAGCACAUCGUCAAGUGCUGGGAGUUGGCCUCCCACCCCGGCAUCCCCUCAGCCCAGCCACAGGACCUCCAUCUUCCAUGGAUUCAGUUUCGUCUGGCUGUGUUUCAGCCGCAGCUCCCAGCCACGUAGACCAAUUAUCUGGGGCCCUGUCCAGUGCUUAAAACCAAAUCUCAGUAUGAACGAGCAAGGUCCAGCACAAUCUCUUGUGAUUCUGGAGUGGGAAUUCCGUUGCAGAAGGUCGGAGAGGAAUAGGAAAAAAGAGGAGGCUAAUGCAAGGGCUCAAGACAGCAGCAGGCUGAAGACCUGUUUACUGCCUAGUAAAAAUGGCAAUCUCUUUCAAUCUGAAAAUUAGCACAAUUCUUUUUGAACGGAGGUAAUUCUGUGCUUAAGAUUUGAAAUAGCAGGGCAAUUCAUAUGCCCUGUGUUGACUGCAACCCCACCACUAACAUUUCUCUACACUCGUAAGCCUAAUGUACAGUUAGAAUUCAGCAAGAAAAGUGAUGAAGCAAUUUCAAAAAAAUCAGACGAGAGAUGUUUUCUAGGAAUUCAUCCUAAAUCUUUUUGAAUUAAUACCAGUAAGUUUCUUGAUUAUGUACAUAUUCCUUCAAUCCAACCAAGCUAACUAGAGGACUGGCUGGGAGGUACUUAUGGCCUGCUUCUAAGCAUAAUUUAAAGAUCAAAACUGAUAAUGGGAUAUCCUAUAUUCUAGUAGAUCAGACAGUCAUAAAUCACUUCUGCAGCAUAGUUUCACUGAUUUCUAGCCUCAGUUGUGCCCUCAAGUUAUUUUAUGCAAGGUAAAUAAUACUUUGCAUUCGAUCCUCCUCUCAGGAUUUGAUUUGCGAUUGAACUACCCAUGCUGGAUCUUUCUUUUCUUCUCUUCCAGAAAAACCCUUGGUGGAGUUCAUCUAGCUGUUGUAAUUUUUCUCUCAUUUUUCCCCUUUCUAAUGUGGCUGUACAUCUAUGUAAACUCAGAGAUGCGGGCAUCCUGGCCAUCUCACUGUAAAACCCUUAUUUAAGGCGGAAAUGAGCAGAAUUCUGAUGCCCAUGAAUGAUUAAUCAGCGAUACUAAUCAACAGGAACUGCAGCAGUGACCAAAAUCAGUUAAUUCCUGUGUACGUUAAGAUACAUAGGCCAGGGUUAUAUGUUAAUUGCAGAGUCCUGGUACCUGUGAAUGGACCAAAUAUGACAAAGGAUACAUCUGCGGAAGUUGAUGGAACCCAGAGGUGGUUUGAGCUUUCUGUUUAAGCUGGUGGAAUUCAAGAUGAACAUUGCCUCGAAGGACAAUGAUGAUUGUGUUUGUUAGUGCAGUAUAAAUAAAUGUACUAAUGACUGAA